Messenger RNA from Dovyalis caffra, 1014 nucleotides. The record is from the annotation of a GenBank genome assembly. NCBI's taxonomy places the organism in Eukaryota, Viridiplantae, Streptophyta, Magnoliopsida, Malpighiales, Salicaceae.
AUGCAGACAGAGGCAAGAGUAGGAGUGGUGGUAGAGGGAGGGCCAAGGGCUCUUAAUUCACAGCCGAAACAGCACAAGUCAUUGCAGCAACAGCAUCAGCAAUCACAGAUCGGGACAGUUUCGCAGCUUGUAGCUGGCGGAGUUGCGGGAGCGCUAAGCAAGACUUGCACUGCACCUCUUGCACGCCUCACCAUACUCUUUCAGGUUCAAGGCAUGCACUCAGAUGUUUCAACAUUGAGCAAAGCUAGUAUAUGGCACGAGGCUUCCCGGAUUAUUCAAGAGGAAGGAUUCAGAGCUUUUUGGAAAGGGAAUCUUGUUACAAUUGCUCAUCGGCUACCUUACUCGUCUGUCAACUUUUAUGCAUACGAGCGCUACAAACAGUUGCUACGUAUGAUUCCUGGCCUUGAAAGCAAUCGAGAAAACAGGGGCGGAGACCUGUUUGUACAGUUUGUCGGUGGUGGUUUGGCUGGGAUAACAGCAGCAUCUGCUACAUAUCCAUUGGAUCUUGUAAGGACACGCCUUGCUGCUCAGACAAAUGUGAUCUACUAUAGAGGUAUUUCGCAUGCAUUACGAACAAUUAGCAGAGAAGAGGGUGUUUUUGGUCUUUACAAGGGACUUGGAGCCACACUUUUGGGCGUUGGACCCAGUAUAGCUAUCAGCUUCUCAGUGUAUGAGAGCUUACGAUCUUUUUGGCAGUCACAAAGGCCCCAUGAUCCUACUGUUGCUGUGAGUUUGGCUUGUGGUAGUCUUUCGGGCAUUGCAUCUUCAACAGCAACGUUUCCUCUGGAUCUUGUGAGACGAAGGAAGCAAUUGGAAGGAGCAGGUGGACGGGCUCGUGUUUAUACCACAGGUCUUUUUGGUAUAUUCAAGCACAUAAUCCAGACCGAGGGCUUUCGGGGUCUAUACAGAGGCAUUAUGCCUGAAUACUACAAGGUUGUGCCUGGUGUUGGUAUCUGUUUUAUGACGUAUGAGACUCUAAAAUUGCUUUUGGCAGAUGUUACUCCCAAAUUAUAG